UACAUCAGUCCUGUGAUAAAUGAUAUUGUCAAUCUCUUAUUAAAUUUGAAAUUUAUUUCUGAUAUGUCUGUCAAUUACUCAGAAGGUUUGUCGGCUUAUGAACAUAAGGGAAAAUGUGGAAUGCCGGAGAAAUUCGAUUCUCCAGAAGUAAUUGAAGAGAAGUCCCUUCAACUAGCAAAUCUACUCCGCAGCAGUAAUUACGCCGUAGUGCAUACAGGGGCAGGCAUCAGCACAUCAGCUGGCAUACCAGACUUCAGGGGUCCGAAGGGAGUGUGGACCUUAGAGAAGCAGGGGCAGAAACCAGAUGUCAAUGUUACCUUCGAUGGCGCAGUCCCUACGCCUACUCAUCGUGUCCUGAUUGAGCUAGAGAGGACAGGCUUUGUCAAGUAUGUCGUCAGUCAGAACGUGGACGGGCUUCACCUCAGAUCUGGAUUCCCAAGGGAUAGACUGUCGGAACUUCACGGGAACAUGUUUGUGGAACAGUGCGACAAAUGCAACAAGCAGUAUAUCCGGGAUACAGCUGUUCCAACAUUGGGCCUCAAACCCACUGGAGGGCAAUGCACGCAGACAAAACCUAGAGGGAAAUGCAGAGGAAAGUUGAGAGACACAAUCUUAGACUGGGAAGAUGCGCUGCCAGAUGAUGACUUGGAGCGCGCCGAGAAACACUCGAGGCAAGCUGACCUAGCCCUGUGCCUAGGGACGAGUCUUCAGAUUGUACCCAGCGGCAAUCUCCCUCUGAUCACCAAGAAAGCUGGAGGAAAGCUGGUCAUUGUCAAUCUCCAACCCACAAAACACGACAAACAUGCAAAUCUCCGGGUCCAUGGCUAUGUAGAUGAGGUCAUGUCAAAGGUCAUGACCCACCUUGGACUGACUAUCCCCGAAUACACAGGACCACGUAUCGUCAUGACAUCAGGACACAGUUCAAAGAAAAUGGACGGUGCGUUAAAGGUGACCAAAGAACGAAAACAGAACGUGAAAAGGACUCACCAAAAUGUUGAGGAUAAAAAGGGGACAUUUUCCGAACAACUUUCAGUAAAGGAAGAAAGUGAGCCGAGACCGAAGAAUUCAUGCCACAAACUCCCAACCAGAAGUGGAAUUCUUUCUCAAGGAAAUGAUCAAACAAGUUGCAGUGAAUUGUCUCAGAAUGGUGUCACUGAUGUGGUAAAAGUGGAACAAUCUGAGAACAGUACGUGCAUUAAAAAGGAAGAUUGCCAGAAAUCACCAACAGAAAAACUUGAGAAUGGGAUAAGUUCGACGAACUCCAGAGAACUGGACGAUGGUUUCUGCCAGAACUCGCUCAUCCUUUUGGAGCAUUCUGUGCAAGGAUCAGAAAGACUCGAGGAUCAGGUUUCAAUCAAUUGUUCAUCAGUGUCUCCCAAAGACUUGAACAAAAACCCUGAACUUUGUAGUGAAGAUGAGUUAAGGUGAAUUAGAAUGACCAAUUUUAUACUGUGAACUUCUUUUGGAAAGUUUUCAUGAAUGUGUACGUGACUCUCUAGCAAAAAAAAAAAAAGACUGGGACCUUGACUGCUGAAAAACAUGCAAAACGAAAUCAGGCCAACUUAACUCACUCUUUAGCCAGCAAAAUUUUCC
Messenger RNA from Patiria miniata (bat star), 1593 nucleotides. It is a transcript of the gene sirt6, whose product is annotated as NAD-dependent protein deacetylase sirtuin-6-like. Lineage: Eukaryota; Metazoa; Echinodermata; Asteroidea; Valvatida; Asterinidae. The transcript is spliced from 8 exons. Bases 64 to 1428 code for a protein of 454 amino acids. The record is from RefSeq and is a predicted model, not a curated record. Gene Ontology annotation, molecular function: NAD+ binding.